This is a messenger RNA of Cucurbita moschata (crookneck pumpkin), 2118 nucleotides long. Its product is annotated as histone-lysine N-methyltransferase ASHR3-like. The record is from RefSeq and is a predicted model, not a curated record. Gene Ontology annotation, biological process: regulation of DNA-templated transcription. The transcript is spliced from 14 exons. The coding region runs from base 55 to 1794 and encodes 579 amino acids. NCBI's taxonomy places the organism in Eukaryota, Viridiplantae, Streptophyta, Magnoliopsida, Cucurbitales, Cucurbitaceae. Gene Ontology annotation, cellular component: chromatin; nucleus. Gene Ontology annotation, molecular function: protein binding; histone H3K36 methyltransferase activity.
AUCUACUUCCCUCCUCUGCUACUUUUUUUGUUCGCUGAUUUUUCCACGAGAAAAAUGCCAGACUUGGGUAAUCUUUCACUCUCUGCAGCUCUUACGCUCACUCGGUGCCCUAAUAUCAAACCUGUUAUUGAUCCUACUGAUAUUACAUCUUCGCUCCUCUGCGACGAUUCUGUUAAAUCUCUGCCUACUGGUAGUAUUUGGGGGCAGGGGUUUCAAUGUUCAUUUCCCAACGAUGAUGAGGUCGGCAGAGGCUGUGGGAUUAGGGUUUCGAGCCAGAGCGGAGACGCGUUGGACAGAUCUAAAAGGCAUUAUGGAGGGAAGAAUUUGGAAGACCAUGUGAAAUCUUGGGUUCGUAGAAAGCAAGAGUCCGGCGUUCCCGAGUCUCGUUGUUCAUUUCCAUUUCUCGAAGGCGCUCGGAAAAUGGUAGAAAAAGAAUGUUUGUGUUGCCGGAGAUAUAUAUUUCCCGGAGAGGAGGUCGAAUGCAGUAUUCGUGGCUGUGGAGGAGUUUACCAUGCAAUAUGUGCCAAGGAAAGCUUGGGAUUCUCAGGUCACAGGAAGUUCAAGUGCCCUCAACAUGAAUGCUUUAUAUGCAAACAAAGAUUACAUUGGAAGUGCAUACGCUGCACUAUAGCAUCGCAUGAUAAAUGUGCACCAUGGCCAGAUAAAGUGAUGCAUUUAAAUAAUCAACCUGGAAAAGCCAUCUGCUGGAGGCAUCCAACCGACUGGCGAGUGGACUUAAAGCAUGCAGUGACAACAAAUGACAUAGAGGAGGUAUUUUGUCGCUUGCCUCUUCCCUAUGUUGAUGAGGAAUUCAAGAUUGACAUAACAUGGAAAGAUAUGGAGAAAAAGAUGGAGCCACCGCCAUACACCCACAUAAGGCGCAAUAUUUAUCUAGUAAAGAAAAAGCGGGAUAGUGGUGUUGCUGAUGGCAUUGGAUGCACAAACUGUAAAUCUGAAUGCUCGGAUGACUGUGUGUGCAGGGUUCAAUGCAUAAGCUGUUCAAAAGCUUGCCAUUGCAGAGACACUUGUACGAAUAGACCAUUCCGUAAGGAGAAGAAGAUCAAAAUUGUCAAGACUGAAUAUUGUGGCUGGGGUGUGGAGGCAGCAGAGUCUAUUGGUAAAGGUGAAUUUGUCAUCGAGUAUAUUGGGGAAGUUAUUGAUGACGCUCUAUGUGAACAAAGGCUUUGGGACAUGAAAUAUAAGGGCAUGAAGAAUUUCUAUAUGUGUGAAAUUCGGAAAGACUUCACAAUUGAUGCAACUUUCAAGGGCAAUGCAUCUCGUUUUCUAAACCACAGCUGUGAUCCCAACUGUAGUCUUGAGAAGUGGCAAGUUGAGGGGGAAACACGUGUUGGUGUGUUUGCUGCUCGAUCAAUUGAGGUUGGAGAGCCGUUAACAUAUGACUACAGAUUUGUGCAAUUUGGACCUGAGGUGAAAUGCCAUUGUGGUGCUUCAAACUGUCAACGCUUUCUUGGAAGCAAAAAAAGGAUAACUGCCAUGGACCUCUUCUGGGGUACAAAACGCAGGAGAACGUCAGCAGCUCGCAUAACUGAUGAUUUAGAGAGUGAUGUUCAAUCCGAGGAUUCAUUUGAUAGCCUUUAUGCAUAUUCCAUUAGUCUUCCUUUGCAUCUGAUUCUGCCGCCUGUAUUGCUAACUUUGCAUCUUCAGCUAAUUCCCUCUUCAAAAGUUCAUAAACUCCAAUCAGAAGUUCCAAGCAUUCAGGGCCGCGGCGGAGCUGAAGGUUGCGUCCGGGGCAGAGGAAGAGUGGGAGUUUCCUUCCAUAGAGAAUGGCGAUGAAGAAGGUAAUGGGGUUUUGUUAAGGUAGAAAUUUGGUGUGAAAGAUCAGAUCAGAUCAGAUCAUUAGCGGUGGUGAUAUUGGCGGAGACGGCUCAAUCUCUGGUUUUUAUUUAUGAAAUUUGAACUCUCUAGAAACACAUUUGGAAAGAAUAAUUAUUCUUAUGUUGUUGAUACAAGGAAUAGUUGUGUAAAUUUUCCCAAGAAAUAGGUCGGGAUUUUCUUGUUCUUCACUCCUCUCUUUGUAGCGGUACCAAAUAGGUUGUUUCAGGGUUUCUUAGUUUAAUUUUGAUGAAUGUGAUUAGAUUAGGGCAGCCACUUCAAUGA